AUGCUCGUUUGGAUAAGCGGUUCCCCUACUCCUCAGGAAAUGAGAGAUCGUAUAACAGAGUUUGAACUAGGUAACUGGCCCUCAGGCAUAGAAGAGUUAGUCAAUUACGUCGAAGGCUGUCACCAAGGGCACCUAUACGGAGGGCCAAUGUUAGACGCGGAGGCCCGACAAGAAAGAAAACGCGCUCAACCUGGAUACAAAGAUCCGACGUACACCGUCUUCCCCCGUCCGCCCGUAAAUUACUGCACGUGUGGCGAUGCAGGUUGCAAAGUUUGUAAGAAGAGCAGACAAUGGGAUGUUCACUUUGAGGAGUAUGUCGACGACGUCUUACUACGAUCUAACGUGCACAAGUGUAGUACAAAAUGCAAAGCGAGGAUGCCGCGAGAAGUACGAGAGGAAUCCGGAGUGGAUAUGGACACUGGCGCGCUCCGGUUCAAACAUCUCGAACCGUAUAUGAACGACGUCUCCCCACUCAUAAGCUACGUCCUCGGCUGUAACCAUGACUGUACGGGACUUAUGUCGGGCAGUGCGGUAAACCACAUCGUUUACUACAUAACAGAAUAUAUUACGAAGAUGGGCCCGCCUACACACGUGAUUUUUGAGGCUAUAAAAGCCGCAUUCGACAGAAACUCUGAACAUCUGUCGUCCAACGCAGACAGUAAAGAAAAGGCGCGGAAGUUGCUUACGAGGAUGGUGAACAUAUUAAGUACUAAGAUGGAACUCGGAUCUCCCUUUAUAUGCGCGCAUUUACUCGGCAAUCCUGAUCACUAUUCGUCGCAUCACUUCAAACCGUUCUAUUGGCAUUCUUAUUACAUGGAGGUACGAAAGUACUGGCAGGGCGCAGACGUUGCCGAAUAUGACGACAACGUGAUUGUUCUGCGUAGGAAAGGACACGUCAUUGGUGUGAAUGAUGUCCAGAACUAUGUUUACAGGCCUGAAGAGCUCGAGCAUAUGAGUUUGUACGACUUCAUGAGACGGUGCAAACGAGUACCUCUUCCUAAAAACAAGGAAGACGUAAACGACAACGACUCGGAUGAAGCCGCCUGCACUCAAACCUCGACCGACAUUUUGGAUGACAUUGACGAGGUUGUUGAUGACCUCGGCGGCAUGAGCGAUGACGAACGGUGCGAUACUGCCGAUAGCGGUCGAGCUCUUCCCACGAGGAUGCAUGCAUUCGUGAAAGGGCAUCCGCUGGCGAGUACACAUUGCAUUUGGAUGAACGACAAAGACGACCCUUCGCUGGUACUGAACAUGAUGAGACCACUGCCGCGGAAUGACAAAGGCGAUAGGGAUUACUACACAACGACCAUGCUGACUCUUUUCAAACCGUGGAGGACAGGGGCGGACCUAAAACAACCCGAGCAACCAUGGGAAGAUGCCUACGCUGCUUUCCCAUUUUCCGAUCGUCAGCGAGAGUUGAUGAAAUUUUUCAACUUGCGGUGGGAUUGCUUGGACGCUCGCGACGACUUCCAAAUGAGGAGUAAAUCGGAAGAAACGACAGGAUCGUCGUACGCAAGAUUCGUACCAGAUGACUACGAGGUCGCUGAGGACGAGAAUCAUAUAGAAUUGGCGUUUCCUUCCAGCGACGAUAUUCUCACGAACAAGGCGUACAAGACAAAGAAGGAAACAUACGACGACAUCCAGGACUACAUGAAACAUCAUAGAUGGACUGAUGCUUUAAACCAAAAGAUAGACGUCACUGAAUGGACCAUAUCCAUACGCAAGACGUUCUCGGAGUGGAAAAAUAUUGUGGGAAACAUGAGACGGUACGCUCUAGAGAAAGCGAAAGCCGACAAAAGAAGCGCGGAAGUGAACGUUCCCAUUGGUGCACGGAGCCACGCGGGCGUCGACGUAGUGAACAAAGCGUAUUUAACUCGCAGUUUCGUAGCACCGGACCGUGUAAACUUGAUAGAGAACAUAGCGCGACAGUACAAUUUAAACGAAGACCAAGAGAGAGCAUUCCGAAUGGUAUCAACGACAAGAAGGUAA
Molecule: messenger RNA, 1989 nt
Organism: Schizophyllum commune H4-8
Lineage: Eukaryota; Fungi; Basidiomycota; Agaricomycetes; Agaricales; Schizophyllaceae
Exons: 5
Coding region: 1-1989 (662 amino acids)
Source: RefSeq, a predicted model, not a curated record